AUGAUUUUGCUGCUGGGCACGCACUUGAGUGGCGCGUCGGCUGUUGACAAGGAUGUGGCACCAGUUGGCGAUGUAAAAACGGAUUUGCUGUCAUUGGAGCAGGAAAUUGGCGGCGCUGCGGUGCCGGGUGAUUCGGAAUCUGAUUCGCAGCGGAAUCUGCAUCCGGUUCGUCGAAGGCGUGGCAUCUUCUUUAGCGGCAGCAUCGGCGGAUUGCCCUUCCUCAACUGGGCCACUGGCUAUUCUUGGGCAUAUCCUGGCUAUCCAUACAACUACUAUGGCUCACCAUCGCCUGGCUAUUAUGGUUAUGGCAGUGGCUACUAUCCCGGCUACCUGGGCUAUCAGAAAAUUAUCAUCGGCUAA
Drosophila mauritiana is the source of this 360-nucleotide messenger RNA. RefSeq lists its product as uncharacterized. The transcript has a single exon. The record is from RefSeq and is a predicted model, not a curated record. NCBI's taxonomy places the organism in Eukaryota, Metazoa, Arthropoda, Insecta, Diptera, Drosophilidae. The coding region runs from base 1 to 360 and encodes 119 amino acids.